UCCAUCGAGUCCCCGGCAGAGUCAGCGAGUGAGUGUUCUGUUUUUCCUUUCGCAAGUGGCGCCCAUAAAACGUGAACAGCGCAUCAGAAAUCGAAGAAAAUACCGUUCUGCAGGCCCGGAACGCAGCUUUGCGAUGGCUCAUAACUACAUAGUGACCGCCCAGAAGCCGACGGCGGUCACGGCGUGCGUUACCGGCAACUUUACGUCGACGACCGACUUGAAUUUGAUUGUGGCCAAAAGUUCCCGACUGGAGAUCUAUCUCGUCACUCCGGAAGGUUUGCGUCCGAUCAAGGAAAUCGGCAUCAAUGGAAAGAUUGCCGUCAUGAAGUUGUUCCGCCCAGCGGAAGCUCAGAAAGAUCUCAUAUUCAUCUUGACCCAUCGCUACAAUGCGAUGAUUCUAGAAUGUGCGGUUCAAGGAGAUGAUAUUGAAAUCAUUACCAAAGCCCACGGCAAUGUGGCGGAUCGUGUUGGAAAGCCAGCCGAGACCGGUAUUCUUGCCGUCAUCGACCCGAAGGCACGCGUAAUCGGCAUGCGAUUGUACGAAGGUUUGUUCAAAAUCAUCCCGUUGGAUCGAGAUACCCACGAACUAAAAGCCACUAGUUUGCGCAUGGAAGAAGUGCACGUGCAGGAUGUGGAAUUCCUGUACGGAACCCAGCACCCAACGUUGAUCGUCAUUCACCAGGACUUGAACGGUCGUCACAUCAAAACACACGAAAUCAAUCUGAAAGACAAAGACUUCACCAAGAUUGCUUGGAAGCAGGAUAAUGUCGAGACCGAGGCCACCAUGCUGAUUCCCGUGCCAACUCCACUCGGGGGUGCAAUCGUCAUCGGUCAAGAAUCAGUGGUUUAUCAUGACGGCGAUAGCUAUGUGGCUGUAGCACCGGCCAUUAUCAAGCAAAGCACCAUCAACUGUUACGCCAGAGUCGACAGCAAAGGAUUCCGUUACUUAUUGGGUAAUAUGAGUGGUCAUUUGUUCAUGAUGUUUUUGGAAACCGAGGAGAAUUCGAAAGGUCUACUGAGUGUAAAAGAUAUCAAAGUAGAAUUACUCGGAGAUAUCACCAUCCCGGAAUGCAUUACUUAUUUGGACAACGGAGUUCUGUUUAUCGGAUCUCGCCAUGGUGAUUCCCAGUUGGUGAAAUUGAAUACUACAGCCGGAGACAACGGAGCUUACGUUACUGUAAUGGAAACGUUCACCAAUUUGGCUCCCAUCAUCGAUAUGUGCAUUGUGGAUCUGGAAAAACAAGGUCAAGGCCAAAUGAUCACUUGCUCCGGUAGUUACAAGGAAGGUUCAUUGCGUAUCAUUCGUAACGGAAUUGGAAUACAGGAGCAUGCCUGUAUCGAUCUACCUGGCAUUAAAGGAAUGUGGGCAUUGCGUGUAGGCAUCGACGACAGUCCGUACGAUAACACGUUAGUGCUUUCUUUCGUCGGACAUACCCGCAUUCUCACACUGUCGGGAGAGGAAGUUGAAGAAACGGAAAUUCCCGGAUUUCUCAGCGAUCAACAGACCUUCUAUUGCGCCAAUGUGGACUUCGGACAGAUCAUUCAGGUUACUCCGACAACUGCUCGUUUGAUUCAGUGCGACAACAAGUCUAUGAUUUGCGAGUGGAAACCUCCAGAUGAUAAGCGCAUCAGUGUCGUCGCCUGCAAUUCCUGCCAGAUGGUGUGUGCCACUGCUUGCGACAUCUAUUACAUUGAAUUUGGGGAAAGCAAAUUGGUACAUAAGAGCACUGUCACGUUGGACUACGAAGUGGCUUGUCUAGAUAUUUCACCUCUAGAAGACAACGCUACUCAUGCAGAAUUGGUAGCAGUUGGCUUAUGGACGGACAUAUCCGCCUGUAUCUUACGAUUGCCGAACUUGGAAGUAGUACACACUGAAAAAUUAGGUGGAGAAAUCAUACCCCGUUCGAUUUUGAUGGCCCAUUUCGAAGGUAUUGUUUACCUGCUGUGUGCACUCGGCGAUGGAUCGAUGUUCUAUUUCGUUCUUGAUAAAAACACCAAUCGCUUAACUGAUCAGAAAAAGGUCACCCUUGGCACACAACCGACGAUCUUGAAAACUUUCCGUUCCCUAUCCACGACGAAUGUGUUUGCUUGUUCGGAUCGACCCACGGUCAUCUACAGCUCCAAUCAUAAACUGGUGUUUUCUAACGUCAAUCUUAAGGAAGUAAAUCAUAUGUGCUCACUGAAUGCGGAAGCUUACCAAGACAGUUUGGCUUUGGCUACGAAAAACUCCGUCAUUCUUGGCACCAUUGAUGAAAUUCAGAAACUUCAUAUUCGAACGGUUCCGCUCGGAGAAUCGCCACGACGAAUCGCAUACCAGGAAGCAUCGCAAACGUUCGGAGUCAUAACAGUGCGAACAGAUAUUCAGGAUUCCAGUGGCCUGACACCUUCACGACAAAGUGCUUCGACACAAACUACAAAUGUAACAUUGUCGACGAACAUGGGUCUGCUGAAGGCAGGAGCCAGUAAUGCCGAAUUCGGACAGGAAGUCGAAGUCCACAACCUACUUAUCAUAGAUCAAAACACCUUCGAGGUCCUGCACGCUCAUCAGUUCAUGCAAACCGAAUAUGCCAUGUCAUUGAUUUCGGCAAAGCUAGGAAAUGACCCCAAUACGUAUUAUAUCGUUGGAACGGCAUUGGUCAAUCCAGAAGAACCGGAACCAAAGGUGGGACGAAUUAUCAUCUAUCACUAUGCGGAUGGAAAUCUUACACAAGUUAGCGAGAAGGAAAUCAAAGGUUCCUGUUACUCGCUGGUGGAAUUCAACGGACGAGUUCUGGCUAGCAUCAACUCGACUGUGCGAUUAUACGAAUGGACUGACGAUAAAGACUUGCGACUCGAAUGUAGCCAUUUUAACAACGUGCUGGCACUUUACUGCAAAACAAAAGGUGAUUUUAUUUUGGUUGGUGAUUUGAUGAGGUCUAUCACGUUGCUACAGUACAAACAAAUGGAGGGCAGUUUUGAAGAAAUCGCUCGCGAUUAUCAACCUAACUGGAUGACAGCGGUGGAAAUUUUGGACGACGAUGCCUUCCUGGGGGCGGAUAACAGCAACAAUCUUUUCGUUUGCUUGAAAGAUGGUGCUGCAACCACAGAUGAUGAGCGGCAGCAAAUGCCCGAAGUUGCUCAGGUCCACCUAGGAGACAUGGUGAAUGUGUUCCGACAUGGUUCUCUCGUGAUGGAAAACAUUGGCGAACGAACGACUCCUACCUCGGGGUGUGUACUGUUUGGAACCGUUAGCGGCGCAAUAGGACUUGUCACGCAAAUCCCCGCUGACUAUUACGAGUUUCUACGCAAACUACAGGAGAAUUUAACCGAUACGAUCAAAUCGGUUGGCAAAAUAGAUCAUGCUUAUUGGCGCAGUUUUCACACGGAGAUGAAAACGGAACGAUGCGAAGGAUUUAUCGAUGGGGAUUUGGUUGAAAGUUUUCUGGAUCUAAGUCGAGAGAAAAUGCACGAAGCUGCUUUAGGACUGCAGAUUGAUGUCGAUGGAACCAAGAAGGAAGCGACGGUGGACGACAUUAUCAAAAUUGUGGAGGAUCUAACUAGGAUACACUAAAUUAAUACGUCCUUCGUGUUAAAAAUCCGCUUGUGCUGCAAGUCUGGGCUACUAUUACGCUGUUGUCAUACAGAUCGAAUGAGAUUUAUCGAGAAUGGGAUUUUAGAAAUGUUAAUCUCAUACGAAGUCACAUUAGGGUAUGAAGGGCUAAACGAUAGAAACACAUCCGACAUUUGUUCGAAGUAAGCUGAAAUAUGCGUUUACCAACUAAAUCAUUAUUUCUUGUUUCCGAGUAAUACGCGGAAUACAGCGAGCUAAAGAAGUA
Molecule: messenger RNA, 3815 nt
Organism: Aedes aegypti (yellow fever mosquito)
Lineage: Eukaryota; Metazoa; Arthropoda; Insecta; Diptera; Culicidae
Gene: pic
Product: DNA damage-binding protein 1
Exons: 8
Coding region: 134-3550 (1138 amino acids)
Biological process (GO): DNA repair; proteasome-mediated ubiquitin-dependent protein catabolic process
Cellular component (GO): site of double-strand break; nucleus
Molecular function (GO): nucleic acid binding; protein binding
Source: RefSeq, a predicted model, not a curated record